AACUGGAGACCAUCUUUGAGUGACUUUGGCAGCACAUCGUCUUUCUCGCUCCAGUCAGCUGCAGGGUCCAGAUCUUGGAAUCCGGAGAUCGUUUUUCAAAGUUGUCUUUUUUCAGACAUAGUCUUGCUACCUACCCCAGCCUGGCCCGGAACUCGUGAUCAGGUGCUCAUGCAGGUCUCUGAACUCGCUGCAGUCCUCCUGCGUGUAGGAACUACGGGUGUGCACCUGUGUAGAGGGCUGGGGCUCGCGGUGCAGCUGUGCUACGGGGAGAGGAUGCAGGUGGGGGGACUCGUCUGAUAAAGGGUCUCUCUGCGGGGAUGCGGCUGAGGACAGGGAAAAGGAGCGAUGGGGGUGGUGGACAUGAGACUGGGCGGGGUGUCCCCCGUCCAGGCUCCACAGCAGCCCGAACACUCUGGGAGACAAAGCUACAGGGAGUCGCGGUGGGGCCUGCGGUCUCCAGCCCCAGGACCUGCGCGCACGCCACAGUCGGAAUCCAAGAUGGCGCCUCUCCCAGAACCCCGCCAGCCUGACCCGGAAGCGCGCGUGGCGACCCGGAAGUAGCCGCGCGAGUCGGCGCCGAGAAGCCACCGCCCCCUGGUAGCUUGCUUCAGUCCAGCCUGUGGUCCGCGGUGGCUCUGACAGCCCCGAUGGUCCCGUGCUGGCUGCGGCAGGGUCGGAGGGAGGAUGACCUCUCCUCGGGGUCACAGUGCCGACCUGGCCCGCUUCUACACUGUCACCGAGCCCCAGCGACACCCCAGGGGCUACACGAUCUAUAAGGUCACCGCCCGGGUGGUUUCACGAAGAAAUCCAGAGGACGUCCAGGAGAUAAUUGUAUGGAAGAGGUAUAGUGACUUUAAGAAACUGCACAGAGAACUGUUGCAAAUUCACAGAAACUUAUUCCGACAUUCAGAAUUGUUUCCUCCAUUUGCUAAAGGAAUAGUGUUUGGGAGAUUUGACAAAACUGUUAUUGAAGAGAGAAGGCAGUGUGCUGAAGACUUGCUCCAGUUCUCCGCCAAUAUUCCUGCCCUGUACGACAGUAAGCAGCUCGAAGAGUUUUUCAAGGGAGGGUCAGUUAACGAUGGCUCUGACUUAAUCGGUCCUGCUGAAGCUUACCCUGAUUCCCUCCUGGACACCUUUCCUGAGUGCAGUAUAGAAGGCCUCUCGGGCGACAGCGAGCUCCUGUCCCUCACCGUUGAUGCGGAUUCUCUUGCCGACUUAGAUGAUGAAAUGGCUUCCCAUCAAAGUUCUCCCAGUAGAACUUUUGGUCUGAGUCUCUCUUCGGAUUCUUCGGCAGUUGGGGCUGCUGCUUCCGACAGUGAACCGAGCAAAACGGAAGAACGGGAAAGUCGUGGCCUCUUUCCCAGCAGUUUAAAACCUAGGCUUGGCAAGAAAGAUUACCUGGAAAAAGCAGGAGAAUUAAUAAAAUUGGCUUUAAAGAAAGAAGAGGAAGAUGACUAUGAAGCUGCUUCUGACUUCUACAGGAAAGGUGUGGAUCUGCUCCUGGAAGGGGUGCAAGGAGAGUCCAGCCCCACGCGCCGUGAGGCGGUGAAGAGGAGGACCGCGGAGUACCUGAUGCGCGCCGAAAGCGUCUCCAGCCUGCACAGGGAGCCUCAGCUCGACGAUGGGCCUCAGCCUCCAGGAUCACUAAGUUCAAGGCCCCCUUGGAACCUAAGGAGCCCUGCCGCGGAGCUGAAGGCCUUCAGAGUCCUUGGGGUGAUUGACAAGGUUUUGCUUGUAAUGGACACACGAACAGAACAGACAUUCAUUUUAAAAGGUCUAAGGAAAAGCAGCGAGUACAGCAGGGACAGAAAGACCAUCAUCCCCCGCUGCGUGCCCAACAUGGUGGGCCUGCACAAGUACAUCGUCUCGGAGGAGUCAGUGUUCCUCGUGCUGCAGCAUGCAGAAGGUGGCAAACUCUGGUCAUAUAUCAGUAAAUUUCUAAACAGAAGUUCCCAAGAAAGCUUUGACAUCAAGGAAACAAAAAAACCCACACCUAGUAAAGUUUACCUGCAGCAGCCAACUGGUAGUCCUCAGGACAGCAGCAGCUUUGAGUCCAGAGGAAGUGACGUGGGAAGCAUGCUCAGAGUCCUGCCUCUGAAGACCAGUCUCACCCCAAGUUCUCAAGAGGAAGACGAUGGCCUGGACAGCUCUCCCAGGUGGCCCGAUUCUGGCUCUAGUUCUGAAGAGGAGUGCACUACCAGUUACCUAACCUUGUGCAAUGAGUAUGGGCAGGACAAGAUCGACCCGGGCUCUCUGAAUGAGGAGUCUUUCAUGAAGCCGGAAGGGAGUGAUGGCAGUACUCCGAGUUUCCCAGCACCCCUUGCUGCAGAUGGUGCCAGCCCUAGCACACAGCUGAAGGUCUUCCCUGGAGACAAGGACCUAGAAGCAGUUUGUUCUCCACAGACGUCCGAUUCCCUCACACGGUCAAAAAACAGCCCUAUGGAGUUCUUUAGGAUAGACAGUAAGGACAGCACAAGUGAUCUCCUGGGACUUGAUUUUGGAGAAAAACUGCACAGUCUAAAAUCAGAACCUUUGAAACCAUUCUUCACCCUCGUGGAUGGAGACAGUCCUGGCCAGCACUUUAGUACCAAUGAAAGCAAGAUAGAAACCAAAGCUCAGGACACCAUCAGUGGGGGCUCCGAUGACUCUGUCCCCGUCAUUUCAUUCAGAGAUGCUGCUUUGGAGGAUGUUAGUGGUGUUGAUGAAGGAAGGCCAGAUCUUCUUGUAAAUCUACCUGGUGAACCAGAGCCAACCGAAGAGGCAUUAGCAAGAGGACCUGCUAAGUUUGCACAGACCAGUGCAGGCAGAAUGGAAAGUAAACUGUUGGGAGCCCCGGAUGUGCUGUGCCUGCGGCCGAGUCCCGAACAGUGCCAGGCCCCAAAGGAAGAAGGUGGGGAGCUGAGCGAUCCCACUCAGUUCCCACCCUGUGGUGUAACCCCAAAGCACAGUAUGCAGGUGGAUCUUGGGGUAUUAUUCACAGCGGCUAUUGACCAUGGUAGCCCGGGAGACCCAUCUUUGUUACCCAGCUCACAUCCUGAGUUUGAAGGACCUGGACAGGUGGAGGCAGCAGUAACUGCGCACGACACAGGAGGAAGCUUGUUCCAGAUUGCCAGUCCACCGUCAGGUGCUAAUGAACACAGAGCAAACACAGACGCUUGCAAAACGGAAGAAGUGCUGCUGUUCACAGACCAGGCGGGUGAUUUGUCUAAAGAGGAAUCAACCUCUUUAUUCCAGAGGGACACGGAGACUGAGGAGCAAAGUGGGUCAGCUCUAGGAGACAAGGAGAUCCAUCAGAUUUUCGAGGACCUUGAUAAAAAACUAGCACUGAGCUCCAGGUUUUUCAUCCCGGAGGGCUGUAUCCAAAGAUGGGCGGCUGAGAUGGUGGUAGCCCUCGAUGCCUUACAUAGAGAGGGGAUUGUGUGCCGCGAUUUGAACCCAAACAACAUCUUAUUGAAUGAUAGAGGACACAUUCAGCUAACGUAUUUUAGCAGGUGGAGUGAGGUUGAAGAUUCCUGUGACAGCGAUGCCGUAGCAAGAAUGUACUGUGCCCCAGAGGUUGGAGCAAUCACAGAAGAAACUGAAGCCUGUGAUUGGUGGAGCCUGGGCGCUGUCCUCUUUGAACUUCUCACUGGCAAGACUUUGGUGGAGUGCCAUCCUGCAGGAAUAAAUACUCACACUACUUUGAACAUGCCAGAAUUUGUUUCUGAAGAGGCUCGCUCACUCAUUCAACAGGGUCAGCAGGCCUUAACUCAUUUGGUGGCAACUGAUCUGAGAAGCCGGCAGCUGGAGGUGAUUCCCAGGUAGUGUGCACCGUCUUCGCUCCAGGUGUCUCCUCCGUUGCAGCCUGGACUUGGAGAAGGAGAAGGCAGUGCUGAGACUCCACACUUGCCUGAGCUGUUCAGCAGGGUGGAAGGUCCCUGCUGCCCAGGGUGCGGCAUCCCCUCUGCAGUGUGAAAGCCAGCUGUCCCUCAGCUCUGAUUGAAAGACGAUGACCCUCCUCCCUGUCAUCUCCCAGCGUCCCCAGCCCCUCCAUGGGGGGACGGGGUAAUGACGUCCAAUUUCGUGCACUUCAGAUCCAUUAGUAGCAAUUACCUUUCCUGAGGUGUUUUGAGUUAGUUUUAACAUAGCAUUCUUACAGUUGGGGGAUAAUGACAGUAAUAACGUACACAACAUUUUCAAGUCACUGUUUUUAGCCGCAAUAACACCAUUAGUAGGUCUAUUUAACAGACGCAUUUCAUGCUAAAAGUUAAGGUGUUCCUGAUUCCCUCCCUCCAUCCAGAAACCCCCUUCACCGCUGUUUUAUUCAAUGGAGUUUUUUUUUCUUUUUAACUCCAAAGUUUCAGAGAGAAUUUUUUCCCUUUUCUGAGUCUUCCUAUCCAAACAGGAGGAGAAUGUAAUCUGUUUGACUUGGCAUUAUUAAUUGUCUAACUGCUCUCAUUUAGACGUUGCUUUCAUGACGUGAAAGGCAACUACAGAAUCCGAGCCCAUCAAAAUGGAAAAUGCUUGUGUUUUACAAAAACACAUUUGUGGUGUCUAAGAGAGAUCUGCAGCCUGUCCAGGUGCCUUCAAGGCAGAUUGACCAUGUCUGAGCUUCCUGUGGAGAAAGCUAUCAAAAGAGCGUGCAUCUCCUCUAGUCAGCUGAGCUGAAUGUGUUUUUAAAUGAAUAAUCCAGAAUAAUAUUGGUUUUUCUUGUGCUUUCUCUCCACUUCCUUCGCGAAGCCAUAUCUGUCCACCCCAGAGACCAGAGACCUCCUCUCUCAGGCCCAGUGUCCCUCUUUGGAUGCUUCCCACCAUCGUUCUUCUGCCCUGCCUAGUGCUCCUGUAGUGCAGUGCACAGCUGUGUUGCGUGGGAUCUGCUUUGCACUAGGCAUUACGUGCCUCAUUCCUGGUGUGAGCGUGCUCACGGUGGCUGCCAGAGCACUACCAUGCAGGUGGCUGAGGACAGCAGACUUACCUUCGGUAGUGGAAGGUGCUAGCUGAGGUGUCUCCCCCUGAGAUGUGGGAGGAUUCUUUUGUCCUUACCCUAGCUUCUGGCGGCCCUGAUCCUUGACAGAGGUUGCUCCUCCCUGCUAGUUUACUCCCUCUGCCGGGGCCUCCUCCUGGGUUGCCUCUCUUCACAUGGCUCUUCCUUAUAAGCAGCCAUAGACUCAUUGGAUCAAGGGUGGACCCCAAGACAUCAUCUUCAUUUGACCAUGUCAAUAAAGACUGUAUUUUCAAAUCAGGUCACAUUCACAGGGAGCAGAAAUUAGAUACUAGCAUAUUUGGGGAGGGAUAACCCCCAAAUUUAACCCUGCUGCAGUAAACAGGAAAUCUCCGAAAUUCCAGCCAUGUGGGGAAACCUUGGCUUUGGACCAAGAAUCCUUAGGUUUUUCCUUUUAAAAAUUGUCCUGGGGCAAAUGCAUUAGUAGUACCCUGAUCAGGGACCUGAGACGCCUACAGCAUGUUUUCCCCUUUUUCCUUUCUCAUAUGUAUGUGUGUGGUGUGCAUGCUAGUUUAUAUGGUUGUUCACAUGUACGUGGGCACUUGUGUGUGCAGGUGCCCCCCCCUCCUGCAUGUGUAAGCCGGAGAUUGACAUUGGGAGCCUUUUUCAAUCACUUUCAACCUAUUCACUGAGGCAGGUUUCUCAGUUGAACCCAGAGCUCAUCGAGAAGGCUACUUCGGCUGGCUGCUUGCUCAGGGGAUCUCUUGUCUCCAUCUUCCCAGUUCUGGGAUCAUAGGCCAGCCUCUGUACCCAUCUGGAAUUUAAAUAAGUGCUGGGGUUCCAACUCUUAUGGUUACCCUUGUUCAGAGGGCACUUUAACCACCAACCAAUCUCCCUGGCCCCAUUUCUCUCUUUUUAAAAGUUUCAAAUUAAAAUUAUUUCAACUGAUACGUAAGAUCAUAAAAAUGAACAUAUUGGUGGGGCAAUAUGAUGCUUUGAUACAUGUAUGCAUUGUGUAAUGUUGAAAUCAAGUCCAAUAUAUCCAUCUCAAAUGGCUAU
This is a messenger RNA of Nannospalax galili (Upper Galilee mountains blind mole rat), 5980 nucleotides long. It is a transcript of the gene Rps6kc1, whose product is annotated as ribosomal protein S6 kinase C1. Gene Ontology annotation, molecular function: protein kinase activity; ATP binding; phosphatidylinositol binding. The record is from RefSeq and is a predicted model, not a curated record. Bases 685 to 3804 code for a protein of 1039 amino acids. Gene Ontology annotation, biological process: protein phosphorylation. Gene Ontology annotation, cellular component: early endosome. The transcript is spliced from 15 exons. Lineage: Eukaryota; Metazoa; Chordata; Mammalia; Rodentia; Spalacidae.